This is a messenger RNA of Mycotypha africana, 918 nucleotides long. Its product is annotated as major facilitator superfamily domain-containing protein. The record is from RefSeq and is a predicted model, not a curated record. The transcript is spliced from 2 exons. Gene Ontology annotation, cellular component: membrane. NCBI's taxonomy places the organism in Eukaryota, Fungi, Mucoromycota, Mucoromycetes, Mucorales, Mycotyphaceae. Gene Ontology annotation, molecular function: transmembrane transporter activity. Bases 198 to 782 code for a protein of 194 amino acids.
GUGGCUGCUCUGAUGGAUUACAAAGUAUGGUUAUCCGGUAAAGACAUUUGCUUUUUCAUAUCGAAAGGAAAACGUCAGUGUAGCGCUCACUCAACUUGCAUUCACUGGGGGGGUGUGUACACAUAGUUGUUAUCUACAUUGGUUUGAAUGUUGCUCUCGCUAGCUUUGCCGUGUUCUUACCUACGAUUAUCCGUGACAUGGGUUUUAGUUCUCUCCAUGCUCAGCUUUUAUCCAUUCCACCUUAUGUCGUAGCGUGCAGCCUUGUAUUUCUUGUGUCAUGGAAUUCUGACCGAACCCUACAGCGUGGUUAUCCUAUCAUGGGGGUGUGUGGUAUUGGUAUGUUGGGUUAUAUCUUUUUGCUGGCAAAUGAUCAUGUUGGUUUGCGCUACACAGGGGCUGUUUUGGUGGCGUGCGGUGUUUACCCGAUCAUUCCGUUGACACUUUCUUGGGUUUCCAACAACCAGUUGGGCCAUACCAAACGCGGAGUGGCUAUUGCUAUGACAAGCAUGAUUGCGCAAUGCUUUAGUAUGUUGGGAACGCAAAUUUACCGUACUGAAGAUGCGCCACGUUAUAUCAAAGGCCAUGCCAUAUGCCUUGUGUUUUUAGGCAUAGCCGCUUGUUCAGCAGCCUUGUUGAGGUCUCUGUUAGCACGGGAGAAUAGGAAACGAGAUGAAGCGUAUGGCGUCGUGGAUGAGAGCGAUAUCAACUAUGGUGAAAUGAUGACGGGAGCUCACUUGGAUGGCCUUUAUGAUAAACAUCCUCAAUUCAGAUACGCUUUGUGAUAAAUUGCAUGUCAUACCAAGAGAUAGAUAUUCAUCUAUUAUUGAUUUUCUUUGUUUCCCACAUUUUCUACAGAACAUGAAAUGAAAUAGAUGACUACUGACUCACUUUAUGAACACUUUUAUUAAUUUAUCCAAU